Molecule: messenger RNA, 1090 nt
Organism: Conger conger (European conger)
Lineage: Eukaryota; Metazoa; Chordata; Actinopteri; Anguilliformes; Congridae
Product: tumor necrosis factor ligand superfamily member 10-like
Exons: 5
Coding region: 33-947 (304 amino acids)
Biological process (GO): immune response
Cellular component (GO): membrane
Molecular function (GO): tumor necrosis factor receptor binding
Source: RefSeq, a predicted model, not a curated record
CCGCUUGUUUUCGCUCAUUAGAUAGGAAUGCGAUGGAAACGCAGACAAGCCAAGAAUAUUUCAGAUCCGUCAGUAGUGAAUCUUCAUCUUACAUGAUGGCAUCAGCGAACAAUCGGCGAGAUGCUCCGUCCAAGUUGUGCGUAGCUAUGGUGGUUAUCGUCGUGGUCGUACUGCAAAUAGCUUCGACCACAGGACUCUUCGUCUACCUAAAUAUGUCAAUAUCUCAGGUGAAGACCCAGGGGGUGACAGAGGAGCUUCGGUGCCUGGGCCUGCUGAAUGCCCUGGACAAGGAUCAGGAGAUCCCCCCAAACCUGGCCCAGCUGUUUGGGGAGCCCUGUAUUAAAUUGGCAGAGGGCAUCAAGGCCUACAUAUCCAAGGUGACUGAGAACAUUGUUUCCAAAUACACAUUUCAAGAAGCCCAAGCUCAGCCUCGCAUCAAUCACGUCAGUACCAGUGCUACAUCCCCACGACCCUCCGCCCACCUCACACUCCGGGACAGCGGUCUGCAAGUAUUCGCCCCCCAGCCAGACCUGCACCAGUCAUGUCGUCACCCACUGAGGUCCUGGGGCAACCACAGUUUCGGGGCUCACCUGCACAACAUGAGCCUGUGGAACGGGCGGCUGCGUGUGCCCAGGGAAGGGCGGUACUACCUGUACUCGCAGGUGUACUUCCGCUACCCGUCGCCCGGCCAAGGCGACCAGAGCAGUCACCAGCUGGUGCAGUGCGUGUACAAGAAGACGUCCUACGCCCGGCCCAUCCAGCUGCUGAAGGGCGUGGGCACCAAGUGCUGGGCGCCCGAUGCUGAGUACGCCCUGCAUUCGGUGUACCAGGGCGGGCUGUUCCAGCUCCAGGCGGGGGACGAGGUGUUCAUCUCCGUCUCCUCGCCCAGUGCUGUACACGCAGACGACUCCUCCAGCUACUUCGGGGCUUUUCGACUCGACCUGUGACCCGCUCCGGAGGGACCAGGCUGCCCUUUGAACUUUGAAAAGCCUCACAUUUUUCCCCUGUCUCCCUCACUCCCACCCCUCCCACCUCUCAUACUCCAUGGAACGUGUGUGCACUGCGUGCUGAACAGGGGCACUGCUUUACA